Messenger RNA from Hylaeus volcanicus, 10401 nucleotides. RefSeq names its product protein muscleblind. Lineage: Eukaryota; Metazoa; Arthropoda; Insecta; Hymenoptera; Colletidae. The record is from RefSeq and is a predicted model, not a curated record. Gene Ontology annotation, molecular function: metal ion binding. The transcript has 4 exons. The coding region runs from base 2647 to 2916 and encodes 89 amino acids.
CGGUGUCGCGCCAGGCCCCCGCUAGCGGCUAGCCAAGCAAGCAGCAAGCAGUCGCAAUCCCGUCGCCUAACCAGCAUCGCUCGCCUUACCUUUUCACCCUCUUACAAAAUCGCAUCGAGGCUUCCGUCAGUCGCAUAUAUUUGCCCCGUUUCCAUCUGCCGGUCCCUUCGACGUCGUCCGCCGUCGUUCGUCGUCGCCAUUGCCGCCGCCACCGCCGCCGCCACCGCCGCCGUCGCCGCCGCCUGCUGCUCUACUGCCGUCGUCAUCGUCGCACACGCAGUACGUCGUCGUUAUUGCUCUCGCAAUCGUCGUCCAGUCGCGCGUGGUUUUUAACAGCGGUUCUAUUAAAGGGAAAGCGCGAGCUAAUAUAUCUACACAUACAUAAAACGGAGCCUCUGCGAUCGAGCAAAAGCUGAUUAUGAGUUGGAACAGUGCAGCGAUACAGAAAGCAUUCGGGCCAGCGAUUGUAAAGUGAGAACAAGUUUUAUCGUGGUUUUGUGUGUUUGCGAUCCGGCCGAAUCGACCGGAACUCUGAAGUGAGCCGUAAAGGGAAACGUAUUUUCACCGUUUUUUCGGUGAGAAACGGAGCAAGUGCAGAGUCGGAAGGAACGGAGCUCGUAUGUCACACGUUGAAAGGACUAGCCGUGUCAUCGUCGGAAUAAGUGCUGACAAUAUAUUAUCUAUUUUGGUGUGUUGUUCGUUACCACAGUGAAGGAGUCGCAAGCUCCGAAGAAACCAGUGAAGGCUCACCGACCGCCUUACCUGUCACGGUGACCGACAUCACGGCGAGAUCGCGGCUGAUACCUCCGCGUGUUCCGGCGCAAGAACAGCAGAAUCCGGAGUUCGACCGCGGGAGGAACCAGGAGUGCACCGAAUAAAUGACGUAAAUCCGAGGAACGGAAACGCAACGUCACUCGCUAACUCGCAAUUCCCCUUUCCCCCCACCGUACCUCCCCCCCUCUCUUCUCUCUCUCUCUCUCUCUCUCUCUCUCUCUCUCACCGUUUUUCACAACUCCCCCGCCUUUCUUUUGUCCAGAUAUCCAAGCAACGGCCUAACCGUAUCCACGAUCCGCGAUCCAAGACGCAACCGGACCUUUGGCCUCGCCUCUUUUACCCGCUUUGUCGUCUACCGCCUUCUCGUGCUUACUCUCUUACUCUCUAACCGCACCCCUACUUCUUGUCUACGGUGAAGAAAAAAGAAAACAAGAAAUCCAUCCCCUCCGUUCCGUGUUCUCUCGUCCCUGCGAAAGGAUACAGGCUCUUAGGGUCACCUUUCCAAGAUUCGAGAGGUCCCUUUUCUCUGGCUCCCGUUUUUCUUACGGUCUGGACCACCGCCUACCUCCCGAAGUCGUCUCCCAACCUCGUCCGAGUAGAUUCAACACAUCGAGACGCGGCGUUAGCUUCAGAACCGGCUUGAAGAACACCACGACCGGCUUUUUGAGACACAUGUAUACACACACACACACACAUACGCAUAUACACACGUAAUAAAACUCGAGCGCAGCAACAGCAGCAGCAGCAGCAGCAGCAGCAGCAGCGGCAACAACAACAACAACAGCUAUAUUAUCGAUAAAGAAAACAAUUACGUCUAGAGCACACAUUUACCUACACACAUACACAUACACACGUACACACACUCGUGGACGACGUUUAGCUUCGAAGGCUUUCAAGCUUUGCCCAACUACUACGCCUCUGGUUGCUACUACGCUGCGCCCUUCUAAACCUCGCCGAGUGCAUCGCGCGAAGAUUACAGGAAGGAUAAAGGAGUCGAAGUCUGGUAGAGAGAAUCGAUCGAGACCGAGACGGAUCGAAAAAAAACUCACUGGUCCAGCCCGGGACAGAGAAAGCCCAGCAUCGCCUAAAACCGAAGCCCAGGAGCCUAAUUCGCACUGUCGAUGCCAUUCGCUGCCUCUCUCACUUCUUCACGCUCUUUUCUCGGUGAAACAUCUUCUUCUUGCGAGUGCUGCCGCUGAGUAACCCCGCCUAGACGAACCCCAAAGUGCGCGUCGCCGAGAGGGUGAACAUCCGUCACCUUCCAGCCUAGUUGAGAUUAAAAGAAAAAGAAACAGGAAGCUCUCUUUCCCUCUUUCGCUAACCGCUAACUUGGCAAACGGUACUAGCUGCACUGUCCCUCUGUAUCAUUAACGUCUACGAUCGAUAACAGCCCGACUGUUAAUCGAUAAAGAGCAACUCAGGCGAUACGUAACGGUGAUCACGGUCUAAAUAUAGUUUAGAAUUGUGCGUACUGCCGUUGAGAAUCGCGACAGCCUUCCUACACGGGUGUUCGAUAAUACGUGACAACGAAUAAGUAGGCAAAGUAAAGGAGUACUUCUCUUUGUUCGUCGUUGUCGUCGUCGUCGUCCGGUUUACGCGUGUUUUAUGCUUCGUCUACACGGAAGAUCCGAGCUCUGGAAGACCAUCAACUUGCCACGGGACGCGUUCAUGGAACAAUAAGGCGAUUGUACGCUACUCAAAGAAAAUUCUUCUUGCGCAAAGAUCAGGCCGGUGUGGGUGAACGCGAACAAACAGGCAAGGCUACGCUGUGACAAGCCCAGCGGAGGAAGAGGAUAAAUUAAAGUCGGUGUAAAGCCGGGCUUGUAUACUCCCGCUAAGGAGGAAGUUCCUUGGUCUUCCAGGAGUGGAAGUAUGGCAAUGGUCAACAUGAAUAACCUACUGAACGGCAAGGACUCCCGGUGGCUGCAGCUAGAGGUUUGCAGAGAGUUCCAGCGCAACAAGUGCACCAGGCCUGACACGGAGUGCAAGUUCGCUCAUCCGCCAGCUAACGUCGAGGUGCAGAGCGGACGGGUCACCGCUUGCUACGACAGUAUCAAGGUAAGCAUUGUCGGAGUACUCGCUGUGAUUUUUCAAUUCAUUUACGAUCCAAGGAACCUGAUGGGUGAUUGUUCGUGCAGGUAAUCAAGUCGAUACAAGUUAGUUACACACUUUACGCUGCAAAGUAACUUCGAGCUCGAGUAUAGUAAGCCAUUUGACGCUAAGUAGUAACCUUUGGAGAAACUAAUCGUUAGGUUGACCGUUAAAUACGGUGACCAUGAAAAUAUUUUCAUUGGCCGUAGCUCUGUUCUGGUACAUGGUACAUCGGAGGCCAGGUACAAGGUCGCUACGAGCGGGUUCUCGUGGCUUUUACGAGCGUUCGGUGUCGUCUCGUAAGUCGCACGCGCUCGCGUCGUGAUACUUUAGCUGCUCUGGAGUUUUGUCGGCGCUCGUAUGGCACCGUGAAGGGGAUCUCGAAAGGGCCGGGAGUAAUCCCACGGAGGCGUAAAGCGACGAAAUACGGGUGGAAAAAAGGGGUUAUACCUUUUUCAUGGUCCCUUAGUCGUGUUUCCGGGCUGGGCGGCUUCAGGCAUUCGCACUAAAAUUUGCACCCUCUCGGGCCCGCAAUGGACGAUCAGAUACGUAGCGCGACGUAAUAGAGAGGCAUUUGCGUUGAUAAUUCGAUCGUCCGCGCGAGCUUGAAAUUGCGGCGAAACUGCGAGCGUGCUUUGUUUGUUAACCGUAAUUUCAACUGUCGAGAGAAGCGAUUGGAAUGCCAUACUACGAAGGAACUUGUAAAACGCGAUCUCAGAUGUAGACGGUGAGCCAGAAGGUAUACUGUAGAUUACAUUAGAGGUAGGUAACAUUGGGUUGGAUUAAACAAAAAUUUCAGACGACACGCGUCGAAUCUACUACAGAGAAUGGUCUUUUCUCUUGCCUUUCUUCCCGCGUCUUUUUUUUUUGUAUAAUGUCAAAUUCUAUCUUACAUAAUGGCUUCUGCUCGGGUUCACAUAAAUUCUUUACGCUGUUACCAAGGUAAAGCGAAGUAACUCCAAAAGAAACGAAAAGUUGAACGUGGCAAGGUAGGAAAUAGUGUUUGUUUGUUCAACGCCUUUGUUGCGCGUAAAAUUGCAACGUGCCCGAGCAAAAAGGAAGAGAGGAAAAUGAGAUUGAGUUGCAGACUACGGACCAGAAUCAGCGAAGACGUUGCCGCGAACUUGAACGUUAUAACAGUAAUAAAAUUGGCGCGCCAAGGCGGUGUCUUGUAUCGAAUCGUACGUGGAAGUCAUAACAAAUAAGAAACGUCAGAGUAUUCGUAAAAUUUGAUUACGCGUAUACGAGACUGGGAAAAGCAGAACAAGCAGUGUAAUAAUAAGCAACGAAAUGGGAACAGGAUCUGCGGCGAAUGAUGAAACUCGAAGGGUGAAUUAAUAGGAACAAGCUUUGAAUUAUCAGCGUGAAAUGCAAAGUCAAAACGAAGUAAGACGCAAACGAUACGACUCUUGGACGAACGAGAUAAUAGACGAGCCAUCGCGAACUAUACAGCGAAGAUUAAUAAGAAUCUACCGAUGCUUCGCGUUCGAGAAAGUUGAAUACAAAAACGAAAUCAACCACUGUCACACCGGUUGUAUCGUUAAUGUUGCAAGGGGAUACGAACACAAUGAAAGUGUUAAAUAGUUGUAUAAAACGAGAACGUAAACCCGACUACGAAACAUUAAUCAGUCUCUCGUGGCUUUACCGACUGCAUAUAUUACUGUCAACCGAACACUGUUGCAAAUAUAUACUAUUUCUCAUUCUUCGCGAGAGUUUUUUACACUUUCUCUUUGGCGCGUAAGUCGUCUGGGGAGUUGGGCGUCUCGAGGCGAAUGCACAACGGUCCGAAAAGUUUGAGAAACCCUGCGCAGGAUCGUUCCGUUCGCGUAUCGUUCGCAAAUUCCGACAGGGCAUUUUGUCAUUCGUGUCUAGAAGUUGAAGCUAGUCUCGGACACGGUACGACGGCGCCGAGUUUUCGAAGUGGAUAAUUACUUGGUGGUCCCCUCGCCACCAGCGAGAAUGUGCCACUUGGUUUCGUUCCAGUAAGCUCGACUUUCUUCUUAUUAUCGGGACUGGGGAAGUUCGCGUCCCCGCGGUUCGGGCUCGUCGCGCCAAAAACCCUCGACGCUCUCACCGCCGCCAAGGGAAAUGAAUUAUGCCGCACGACCAGCGUCGCCGACUCGUCUCCGCCUCUGCGACCUCGAAUCCGCUCGAUAAUCGCAUUAAUGAAAAUGUCCGCGUAGCGGAACGGAAUUUAUUCGAUAUUAUUAUUGGUACGUCCGUUCGAGGCCGAUAAUUCGACGUUUAUAACAGUCAGCCGAAAAUCGCAUUUAUGGCUGGCCGCGUCAAUAUUUGAUCGCGCCUGGCCGCUUUGGCAUCGCUUUAUUUCCAGGAUGGUUUUUAGAAUUUUCGCGUUUCGCAACGAGGAGCCAAUCGUGCAACUCGAUUUCCUUUUUUACUUUCCUUUACUUUACACUUUUCUGAUCCACCAGACGGACGCGACGGUCUAAUAACGAUCGAUUAUCUUAGAACGCAUGAUAGCCGUGUUCGUGGGUCAUGUAUCGUCCGCUACAACGUUCGAUUACUCUGCGAACCCGAGGCUCGAUCACCGUGAAAUUCUGGGCAUCGUGGUCACGUCACUGUGAGAACUAAAACCUGUUCGCUCCGACAGGAACCGCGUACCGGAGGCUGUGCAAGUUGGCGUUGUUCUAAGCACGACGGUUUUCUUUGUUCUCGCCCUCAUUGUUCCGACAGCGAUUAAACUAUUUUUUUCCUCGGGCAUAUCAUUUUGGUUACGGCCAGCUCUAUCGAUUGUCUAGCUACCGUGUUUCUAUGUUUCUUAUCGCCCCUGAGCUCGGAUACCGUUUCCACGCUUCAGGGUUUCUAGACGUGCUCGAUCCGUCGUCUUCAAGAUUUUGAUCCUCUCGAUGCUAAUUCGUUCCUGUUGAAUGCAAAUUAAUGUAUUCGGAAACUGGUCUUGGUUCCCGGUGGAAUACACCGGACCGUUUGAUCCGCUGCACACGGAUGUUCCUUGGCCUGUUACGCGAAAUAUACCUAAAUUACCGUAGCUUGUACGUCGUGUUAUCGAUGAUUGUGAAUCGCUCGAAGGGAAGCGUUAGCGAUUGAAAAGAAAUAGAUUUACCAGGAUCUAAAAUAAUAUUUAGACUAAUUUUACCGAGUACUCGAAUUCGAUUUGGUCGGCGUUAACAACAAAAUCUGGGUCAAAAUUUGCCGCAAACUCCGAUGUACGCUGCCACGACUGCAAAUUCCAAUCAAACAAAUUGCAAUUAAAAAAAAAAAUAAUAAAAAAAAAUAUUUAAUUGAAUCGCACAGUGUGUUUUAUCGGAGAUCGAUAUUCGCGACACGCAUUAACGUUUAGCAAAGUCGUGUUACCGUCGUCGCGACGGAAAAUCGCGAGAAAACAUUUGGAAUUUAAAUUAGCCUUUCGCGCAACUAUGGACAAAUAGCGGCUUACUUGUUCGUACACCUAAUAAACGAGCUGUUUGGUAAGACUGUCGGAUCGCCGAGCUCGUUACGCUUUCACAGGAGGGGCGUCCUCUAAUCCAUCUUUCCCGGGGACGCGACGCGCGAAGUAGAGAGCAGAAGAUAUUGGUAUUCCCGGCGAAAAUAUGUCGAGCCAACGAAAUUCCGGCGGGGCGGCUUCGGGAGCCUUUAAAGUCGCGAAGUCGCUCGAAACAAAUUAUACGAGGAGACGAGGACGAGCGAAACGCGCGUGUGUGCGACGCGACGCGUGCAUUUCUGGAGAAGCCGCGAAUACUUCUCUUCCCUCGGAGACCCUCUUUUGUUAUUUUCCCAGCGUGGAAGGAGGAAGAAGAAGCCAACGCACGCGAAGGGCGAAAAAGUGGGUAGGAGGUUGAAGGUGGAAGCGUAGGUGGAUGGGAAACGCGAGCAAGAGAGAAACGUACGCGCGAGUUCGGCGAGAUACGGUAUAAAAUAUACUUAAUCUGUAUUCGGGACACGAUCCCUGCCCAGCCGGCUGCCUAGCCGACGGAAUACAAAAUUCCUGUAUUCAGAUGCUUUGCGACAGAAAUUGACUUUAUUGAGGUUUAUUGAUCCGCAAUAUUGUGUUCCGCCGUGGCACAGCCACCCAGCCUUCGCGUGCCACGACUGUGUCGAAUGUGCUCUGCAGAGCUGUGUGCGAGUGCGAAACUGAGCGAUUCCACCCGAUACGUGUGCGCACACGUAUCGACUCUUUCGUUUCUGUCCCCCGAGAUACGCUUUACUUUCUAGCGUUGCACGCCACCGGGACAAAAUCCCCAAAACCGGCCAAUACUGGAAACAGUUCUCGACUCUGCGCGAAACCAAACGUGUAAGGGUUGCCCAUCUAGCAUGGAACCUAUGCGAACAUUCGCUGUUCACAAAAUUAUAAAUUCUAACGAUGGAGACCGCAUCAGGAGGAUCGGUGUCAAAGGAUACAGAAUAGAGGCGUGCUUUGAAGAGGCCACGAGCAUCACCAUUGAUUACAUGUUCGCGUCUAUUUGACCAGAAAUCACCUUCGUUCGCGGAUGGAUACCGAAAUACAGAGUAUCGCGAGAUCACUCGUGAAUACGAAACUGAAUAUCCGACAAACGAACGACAUCAUAGGUUGUCAGACCGAUUCGUUUAUCGUCAUUUUGGCUAAUCCUUUCGGCAAAAAGAGAAUUUCAAUUUUGAUUUUGUAGUCUAUUACAGACUAGCAAAGUUUUGAAAUAACUAAAUUCUUCAAUUAGUAAAUACGAGUUUGGAAACGUAUGUAUGGUUCCAAGUUAUCCUGCCAUUCUCAAGAAAUAAAACCGUGUUUCACUUUUCUUCCUUUCGCUCGUCAAGUCGAGUAACACAUUUUCUCGAUCGCUUCGAUCGUGAUCUAUUUUACAUCCAGGCUUUUACCAUUUCGCGUAUUCAAGGCGCCAGUGUCGCGUAGUUGCACAUGUUCUUCCGUAUUUAAAUUUAAUUUUCUUCCCGAGAGUACAGCGGAGGUGCCACCUUUUCCCGGGAAACCUUCGCCCUCUUUCCUUAGUUCGGUCGAAUCUUGCAAAUUUAUAGCUGAGUGCAUAUCGAGCUUUUACUUCGCGCAUCCGUACAUGCGGAGAAUCGUCCAAGUAGAGGCGAAACGUUACGUCUUGGGCAUGCAGGUCGCGAAGAAUCGCGUGUAAUGAAAUGGGUGUCGACUUCGAAGCUUCUCCGAGUGGUCCAACGUUUGAUAUCGUAAGGAAAAAUGUCCAAAUAUCAGCGUCUUUUCGACUCGAAAAGUGGUGUUCUCCCUUAACGGAGAAGUUGCUCGAAGGCUCGCCACGGGUCAUGCGUAUAUCUGUAUGCCAAGAAACGUUGUAACGUAUAGUUGAGGAAGUAUUUUGCAGCACGGGUCAGGGCUGUUCACACUUUCACUUUGAAAGAUUCGGCUUGUGUCCUGGUUUCGCGAACAGCCUUCGGCGAUGGGCUUGCGAGGACUCCGAACCGCGUCAAACCCAACCCGAAACCGAAUCGUUUAUUGCGAACUGUUACCUGAAAACACCACCACUGAUCCGGAAAAGGACUAUUCGCGAUUAAGAGAAUUAGAGCGAGCAAUUGAUCGGAAGCGAUCCGAAUUAGUCAACGGAAAAAGCAUCGCGUUCCGUCGAGGCAAAAUAAUAGGACGAACUUUGAAGAAUUCAACGCGUGUGUCGAAAAACGAGCCGGCUAAUGGACCGUGAAAGAGUAGGAAGCUUGAGAAAUCUUGCUCAAGGAAGCCGAAGAAGAGGGAUCGAACCGAAAAAGAGUAUAAAGACGAGAAAGGACAGAGAUCGAGCAAGAAAAUGAGAGAAUGGACGCUUAGAAUGGGUUCUUAUCGGGCUGAGAAUAUUCCCGUGAAAAUUGCCAGGGGCACACGAGCACGACCACAAGCACGAACACGAGCACGAGCACGAGCACGCACCCACGCGUGCCGUCUCCAAAUGUUUUUUAGGGGAGGCUCGAAAUACGCGGGAGCUACUGUCGUAAAACUACACGGUAAAACACUUACAAACUAUUGGUCGGUGCGGCAUUAAAUGCGGCUCACGUACGACAUAACCGUCGCGUAUACGAGCUCCGGUAAAUAACUAUUCGCGUUCGCGUGUAUUUUCAUGCGAACCGAGCCGAAAACGCGGUAACGCGUCGCGCGUUACGUUCCGUUCGGAUCGUACGCGAAAGAUUCCACAUUUUACGCCCGCUCGUUCCCCCCGUAAUUCCCGGGAAAGUGUUUUUCGUGACAUGGCCGAACAUGGAGACGCUCCUUUCUCGAGGAAUUUGGGAGCAGAUAUUUGUUUCGGCGCCCACGAUUGCGUCCAACGCGGAAUUCUCCGUUGAAACGUUCGGUACGUGUCGACGAUCCGAAUUUCCAUUCGUUUAAAAAAUUAAUUCCUGGUCAUGAUUAGUGUCGCACUAUACAAGAGCCGAAACCUGACACUUGCAACUUAAUAUCGAGAUCUCGCGACACGAUUUAUCAGCCGACGCAGGCGGAGCGUUGUAUUUUACUCGAGUUUUCAUUCUACGACGCGCUCGUACAUUAGCCCGCUCGUAAUUCACACGCGUACGCAUAGCAACACGCUCUCACGAGGCAAUAUCGCGCAGGACACACCGUGGUAGCAGUAUACCGAGCAUUCGAGUAAAUAUGCCCGGAAGUUAUUCCCACCCGCGACGUGCUCGAGCGAAACGAUAGUUUUGGCAUAAGCGUUGUCCACGUGCGCGAAAAUCGAGACCGCCGGCUCUCGUUAAGGGUAGGUAGUCGAAUAAAAUGUAAAAUGAAAACGACGUCGAAUAUAGCGUAGCUUGCCAACCAAAUGCACAAAUAAUUGGCGAAACACGAUAAAAGGUCGUACCUAACACCUCGAAAGACCCCAUUCCCAUCCUUUGGUUGCAGGAUAACGCGCCAGUGCCUCUUUCGCGAGAACCGAGUGGAAAGUGCUUCCAGUUACGCGCUCGCGCGCGCUUAACUCGCUCGCGUUACCUUCUGUACGUAACCGUCCAUAGAAAGAGCAGAAGGUUGGGCAAGAGGAAGGAAGCUAGCGCGACGGAGAUACAACAAGCGAGUUAGAGGGCGAGCAAAGCGAAAGAGGAAGAGAGGAACUCCGAAGGAGUGAUCGAUGGGGUGGCGUCCAAGCGUGUCUAAAUAAUUAGCUGUCUCUGUUCCGACCCCACACCGUUUGUAGCAGUCGCCCUAUAGAUAAUACACCGUACACGAUGCGUGCAUUCACUGACUGUGUCCUCGUUGAAGGAGGACGAGGCACGCCAACGAGGGAGCAAGACCGCCAGAGAGACUCGUUUAUAACGGAGAGAGAAAAAGACAGGCGAGGGAGACACAGCGUGAUUUGCUGAGCCACCUGGAAUCAUGAAUCAUCCGUGUCGCGUAUGUAAAAUUCACGGAGAUUCACAACACGAUACAAUUUCGUGCAGUUUUCGCAGCUUUAUGGGUAUAUUCGACGCGCGUAUAUCACGCGUCGCUCGCGCGUAAAACAGAAAACAGAGUAGCGUACGCGCUCCCGUGAACGUGGAACUCUUUCAAAAACCGAAUGGUAGAAGAACGACGAUUGUGUCAUCUUUCACGAUAGGGCCGUGACUUCGGUUAAACUGUGUAUAGCUUGU